AUGAUGGAGGAGCGCCACUCGCACGGGUCGAAUGACGACAUUCAAAACACCGGCGAUGUCGACAACUUCCGCCGCAACCAGGGCACGAUCCUCUUCGUUGGCAACCUUCCGUUCCAGACCCCGUGGCAACACGUGAAGGACUACUUCCGUAACGCCGGCAAGGUGCGCUAUACCGACCUCAUCGCCGAUCGCACCGGCCGCCCGAAGGGCUCAGCGCUGGUCACCAUGAUGACCGUGGAGGGUGCUGACAACGCCAUUCGCAUGUUUAACGAGACUGAUUUCGAGGGUCGCCGGCUGAUCGUGCGCAAGUUCGACGAUGGCCCGCGCCCCCCGCUGGUGCAGCGGGACAUGAUGCCUGCCUACGGCAAUGCUGCUCCUCAGAGCCGCAGCCAGUACACGGCUGGUGGCUACUACCAGGGCACUUCGGCUUCUGGUGCUGCUGCUGCUGGAUACAACCGCCACAGCAUGACGGGUAGCGCCUACGGCCGUGGUGCACCGUAUCACGUCGGUGGUGCGGAGGCGGCCGAGAUGAACGGUGCGGAGCCGCUGCCUAAGCCGCGCAGCCAGCAGGUGCCGGAGGUGGGCCGCAAGCUGUUCGUCUCGAACCUCCCCUUCGACUGCACGAACAGUGCUCUCCGUGAGACGUUUCAGCAGGUGGGUCUGGUCGAGCGGGCUGAGAUCAUCCUGGGCCGCAAUGGCAAGAGCCGCGGCAUGGGCAUCGUCGUCAUGAAGUCCGAGGAUGAGGCUCAGAUCGCGAUUGCUGAGUUUGACGGCAUCGAGAUGGCGAACCGCGCUAUGAACGUGCGCCUCGACAACAAGACGUUGUAG
Messenger RNA from Leishmania braziliensis MHOM/BR/75/M2904, 828 nucleotides. RefSeq names its product putative RNA-binding protein. The transcript has a single exon. The record is from RefSeq and is a predicted model, not a curated record. Bases 1 to 828 code for a protein of 275 amino acids. Gene Ontology annotation, molecular function: mRNA binding. Gene Ontology annotation, cellular component: cytosol. NCBI's taxonomy places the organism in Eukaryota, Euglenozoa, Kinetoplastea, Trypanosomatida, Trypanosomatidae.